This is a messenger RNA of Labrus bergylta (ballan wrasse), 3903 nucleotides long. RefSeq names its product NCK associated protein 1 like (gene nckap1l). NCBI's taxonomy places the organism in Eukaryota, Metazoa, Chordata, Actinopteri, Labriformes, Labridae. Gene Ontology annotation, cellular component: SCAR complex. The record is from RefSeq and is a predicted model, not a curated record. Gene Ontology annotation, biological process: cell migration; cortical actin cytoskeleton organization; cell morphogenesis.
GAGGCUCUGUGUGCACUUGUUUCGGAGGGUUCAACAGCUACACAAGACCAGGAGGCCAAGGCACGAGUGGAGGUACAGGUGCCACAAAGUCAUGGACUACCAACAGAAGCUCGCUGAAAAACUCUCCAUCCUCAAUGAGAGGGGGAACGGGGUGCUCAUACGCAUGAACUACAUUAAGAAGACCUGUGCAGACCCCAAGACGCGUCCCCCCCUCCUCACAGAGAAAGCCACAGAGCCGGCCAUUAAAUACAUCAACAAGAAAUUCCCCAACAUUGACUUCAGAGGAAACAUCCAAAAUCUGACCAGCAUACAGCGACAGAAAUCAGAAGUGUUGGCCGCCACAUCGAGCUACUACGACUCUUUCUUGGAUGUCAUCGAGUUCAGGGAUCACGUUUAUGAGUUGCUGAACACGAUAGACGCCUGCCAGUGUUUCUUUGAUAUUUUGAUCAACUUUGACUUCACCAAGAACUACUUGGAUCUGAUCACCACCUACACGUCUGUCAUCAUCACGCUCUCUCGCAUCGAUGAUAAGAAGGCGCUGGUGGGCAUGUUUAACUGUGCCCAUGAAAUGACCAAUGGGAGCAGCGACCCCUCCUACCCACGGCUCGGCCAGAUGUUUGUGGAGUACGAGCAUCCAUUGAAGAAGCUCACUGAGGAGUUUGGUCCUCACACUCGGUCUGUGACGGCGGCGUUGCUGUCUCUGAGGAUGGUGUACCCACGCAGGAACCUGCCAGCAGAGCAGUGGCGGAGCGCCCAGCUCCUCAGCUUGCUGAGUGCUCCAGCUGCCAUGCUGGACCCGACCUGCUGCGACACUAUGGCUUGUGAAUACCUGUCGAUGGAGGUGAUGGAGCGCUGGAUCGUUAUUGGCUUCUUGUUGUGUCACACCAGCCUGAAUACAAACCAGGCAUCCCAGGAACUUUGGAAGAUGGCUCUGCGGAGCGGCCUCUUCCUCACCCUCACCAGAGAUGAAGUACUUAACAUACACAAAGUCUCUGAGGAGCUCUUCGACAGCUUCAAAGGAUAUAGCAAGAGAGUUGCAGACAUCAAGGAAUGCCGUGAGCACGUUAUAGUCAACGGAGGAGCUCUGCACCGAGAGCGGAGGCAGUUUCUGAGAGGAGCGCUGAAGGAAUUAUUCAAAGUUCUGGAGGAUGAACCUGGACUUCUGGGACCAAAGGCCCUGUUUGUCUUCAUGGCUCUGUCGUUUUCCCGUGACGAGGUCCUGUGGCUCGUCAGACACUCUGAGAAUAUGCCAAAGAUAAAAACGCCAGAGGAUUACAUUGACAAUCAAAUGGCAGAGCUGCUGUUCUACAUGGAGAAGCUCAGAGGUCUGAUGAAAAACUAUUACCUUGUAGUUCAACGCUACCACGUCCAAUACCUGUCACAGUUUGAUGCCCUGGUUCUCAAUGACACCAUUCAGAACAUGUAUGUUUGUCCAGAAGAAGAAUCAGUCCUGAUGACUUCAUUUGUCUCCACGCUGUCCGCUCUGUCAAUCAAACAGGUGGAAAACAAAGAAGAGUUUGACUUCAGAGGACUUAGACUGGACUGGUUGAGAUUGCAGGCAUACGCAAGUGUGAACAAGGCUCCUCUGCCAUUAAAGGACUACCCUGACUUAGCAAAGGUGAUGAACGUGAUCCAGUUUCACACCAGGAUGGUGGACAGUGUGGAGGAACUUCUGCAAGAGACAUCUGAGAUGUCCAUACUCUGCUUCUACCCUCGAGUCUUCGAGAAGAUGUUCAUCCAGAGCAGCGAGUUGGUGUCCAUGAAGCGUUACCUCAUGGCGUUCCCUAUCGCCUGUUCUCACUUUAGCCUUUGUGGACACCCUCUGUGCCCAGAAGAGAUAGGAGCAAUGGAGAAGAGGAGUCUGCGUCUGUGUGUGACCUUCUUGGAGCAGAUAGCCAAGCUGACCAGCAGUGUUGUGUUGGAGAUUUGUGCUGAGCAGUGCAACCUCAAUGACCAGUUGAUGCCCAAACACUGUGCUGAGAGCAUCAGCGCAGCUCGCCACAGGAAGCAGAAGAAGCCGAUGCCAAAGAAAGGAGAAGUCCAGAAAGAGAAGCCAGGCGCUGAGAGCCUGAGGAAAGAUCGGACCAUCGCCACCAAUAUGGACAAGAUGCACAUGAUGCUGACCGAGCUGUGCUCCACCUACAGCCUCUGCACUGACUUUGUCGUCUUUGACCACAUCGUCGUUCCCACAGAGUUCCUCAUUUCUCAUCUGGAGACACGCCUCUCUGAGAUCAUCGUGAGAAUGGCAAAUUACAACCAGGCCACCCAGGAGAUAGCCCGUCCCUCAGACCUCCUGGCGGGGCUUAGAGCCUACACGGCCAGCCUGCAAAGCCUCUCCAGCUACAUCAACGUGGACGUCACCCGGCUGAUGAGGAAUGUGCUUCUGCAGCAGACGCAGCCCCUGGACCCUAGAGGAGGACAGACCAUCACCACCCUCUACACAAACUGGUUCCUGGAGAGCCUCCUGCGCCAGGCCAGUAACUGCCUCAUCGUUCACUGUCCCACGAUGCACUGCUUCGUCAACCAGACGACUGACAACGACCCGCAUUUUAGAGCGGAGGAGUUUUCUGAUAUAUCAGAGUUAAAAGCCCUGGCAGAGCUGAUUGGUGCAUAUGGAAUGAAGUUUCUGAGUGAUAACCUGAUUUGGCACAUCACCUCUCAAGUCAGCGAACUAAAGAAAAUGGUGAUUGAGAAUAUGGACGUUCUGGUACAGAUGAAGAACAACUUUGAUAAGCCCGAAGAAAUGGCCAACCUGAAGAAGAGGCUGACAGGAGGAGAGAACGUGCUGAAGAGGAUGACAAUCGUCGGGGUUAUCCUGUCCUUCAGAGCAAUGGCUCAGGACGGUCUCAAAGAUAUCCUGCAUAAGCAUUGCCCAUACAUGAUUGGGCCCAUCGAGUACCUGAAGGACUUCAUCACCCCUGAAGUCGACAUCAAGGUGACUCUGAGCAUUUUUGAGCUUGCUUCUGCUGCAGGGCUAAGAUGUGAUAUCGAUCCUGCCCUCGUCACAGCUAUUGGCAGUAUGCAGACAGAUAACACGUCAAUUGACGAGGAGUACAAGCUGUCCUGUUUGCUGCUCGUCUACAUCGCCGUGUCCCUGCCUACCCUGACCCUGGACCCCAACUCCUUCUACAGCCGGGAGCAUGGAGGCCACAACAACAACAUCCACUGUUUAGCUAAAGCUAUCAACCAGCUGGCUGCUGCCAUGUUCACAUUUCAGAACAAGAACAUAGAGCAGCACCUCAAGGAGUUUCUCCUGAUGGCCUCCUCCACUCUGCUUCAGCUGGGACAAAAUGUGGAGCGAAUAGAGAGCAAAAACCGAGAGUCGGUUUAUCUGCUCCUACACAUGAUUGUGGAGGAGUCUCCGUUCUUGAGCCAAGACAUGUUGGAGAGCUGCUUCCCGUAUGUUCUCCUCAGAAACGCCUACAGAGAGGUGUACAGAGCCUUCAUCGUCACUCUGGGCUGAGGACUUGAACUCUUUUAGCUCUAUUUGUCCAUUUUAAAGUCAAUGAAUGUUUCAUUUUCAUUGUUUUUCAGUCUCAUAAUUAAACAGCUCAUCUCAGUCACACUGGGUUAACCAUGACCUAGAAUAAUAAUCUGAUAAUGCUUCCUGUGUGUUUGCACCGUACAAACACUUGCUUUCAUGGUGCUUAUCUGUUGAUUUGUAGAUUUACAUCGGCCUUUGUUUUACUUAUAUUUCAUUGUCUAUUUCAGAUAAAACACAUCUGUUUCAUGACAUAAAAGAUACAUUUAAAGUACUUUUUGGAAUCAAACUGAAUUUUUAAAGCUUUUAAAUGAAUAAUUGUAGACUGAAAAACUUACAGAAACCUCCCCUGGCAACCUGUUGCUGAUGUAUACAUAUUUUUUUCCACAAGCUUAUUCAAAUAAAGAUGAUCAUUUUGUCGU